Molecule: messenger RNA, 937 nt
Organism: Cantharellus anzutake
Lineage: Eukaryota; Fungi; Basidiomycota; Agaricomycetes; Cantharellales; Hydnaceae
Exons: 4
Coding region: 122-730 (202 amino acids)
Biological process (GO): regulation of DNA-templated transcription
Molecular function (GO): DNA-binding transcription factor activity, RNA polymerase II-specific; zinc ion binding
Source: RefSeq, a predicted model, not a curated record
UUGAGAUGACCUAGAUCUAGGGUACGCAGACGGGAAGCGCCAGCGCUCAGAUCUCUGGGAUUUGCCAUGGAAAUACACAUAUAAUGACCAACUCUCCAAGUCAACCCCUUCACUCGACAUCAUGUCAAUGAGCUCCCCGAAUCACUCCGAACUGCUCCCAGCCUCGGGUUCUGCGGUUUCUGGCUGUAAGACCUGUAAGGUCCGAAAGAAGAGGUGCCCGCGCGAUUUUGAUGCGACGGGCGUUUGUGGCACCUGCCACAGGCUGAGAGUGGAGUGCCUCCGCGAUGAUGCAGAAUGGAUGAGGGAUCGAGAUGACCUCCAAGCCUAUAGACAGCGGUUGAGCGGGGAUAUCGCUUCGGGCAGGAGACUGUCACGCCGUGUCGCGGCGGCUUCCGUCAUGGAGCUACCUCCAUCGGAUGACGCGUAUCAUGCAGACACUAUCGUAUAUAUUCCUCCCCUUAACGAAGCGAAUUUUAGAACGGUCCGGCGAAACAACAUGAUGGCGACCCCCAACGUGGAUUCCGUGGGCGAGAUUUUUAUGCCGUCCGAAUCACUUCCUGGAGCCCCUCCGUUCAGCCUCAGCGGCUGGGACACGAAUUCAUCGGCGGGUCCUAGCUAUCAGAUGGUCCCACCAGAUCUGACUGACAAGGGCGGUGAUCUUAGCGGGGCGAGUCCAGAUAUCGAUGCUCUUUACGGGAUGAUCCCUCCAUCUUCCAGGGACGAUUAUUGAAGUCGAGUUUGCCCGGCGGACUUUGGCCUCCGCCACUUUUUUUGUUCCAUAGAAGUUGCGCCUUGACAUGUAUAUGAUUCAAACGUUUCUGCGCGCGUCCAUGUACUGGACUUGUAGUGAUUCAAAUGAUUACAAGCGAGCUAUUCAAUCAGUCGUUGCUGUUGUGCAGCCGAUGUUCACUCCUCUCCCACCCCAAAGCUCAGCGAU